Molecule: messenger RNA, 851 nt
Organism: Lineus longissimus
Lineage: Eukaryota; Metazoa; Nemertea; Pilidiophora; Heteronemertea; Lineidae
Product: homeobox protein abdominal-A homolog
Exons: 2
Coding region: 124-609 (161 amino acids)
Biological process (GO): regulation of transcription by RNA polymerase II
Cellular component (GO): nucleus
Molecular function (GO): RNA polymerase II cis-regulatory region sequence-specific DNA binding; DNA-binding transcription factor activity, RNA polymerase II-specific
Source: RefSeq, a predicted model, not a curated record
UCGUCGUACAGGAGUCCGCCACGACCCUCACCUAUCACGCUGCCUACGUCCCUUUCGCUCACGCCCAGUUCCCAUUCACCGCCACCUCGAGAACGGCUAUCGGACCCUAUUAGAUUCAGAUAUAUGAAUUUAGGUGUCAACAACUCCAACGACGAUCUUCAGAGCAGUAAAAGAAUCCGAACAGCCUUCACGAGCACGCAACUCCUCGAGUUAGAACGUGAGUUUUCCUCAAAUAUGUACCUCUCCCGGCUGAGGCGCAUCGAAAUCGCCACCUAUCUGAAUCUUAGCGAAAAACAGGUCAAGAUCUGGUUCCAGAAUCGCCGGGUUAAAUAUAAGAAGGAGGGAACAUCGGACCGGAGGGAGAAGUGUCGGUGUUUACGCACGUGUUCCUCUAAGUCCGGGAAAACAAAACACGAGAAGGAAGGAGAGGACUUUGACAAACAUCACCAUCGGGAGGACUGUACUAAGUUACAUUCCGAUUCUGAUAUGGACUCUGAGGACAUUGAUGUCAGUGAUCAUGAUUCGAACCAUGAACUCGACUGUGACGUAGUGAACAAUGACAGUGAUCAUUCCAGUCCAACAAUUCGCAAAUCCCCAGUAACUAUUUAGUAGUUAUUUUUUGUAUAGUGGGAAAUGGGUAUUUUUGUGGGGGAACAAAAAUAUAUUUUGUCGGAGCUGUAUCUGUAGAAUCACAAACAAUGUGCUUACCCCUUACUCUAGUUUCACAGAUAUAAGACCAUUUUCUGAAUAUUCAUUUCGAUGUUAUUUUGGAAAUCGUGCACGUGCUGGUUCGACAAUCUUCGAUCGAUGCUAUUCGAUUUAUUCUGUUCGGAUCGACAGUUGGUGGGAAA